AUGCCUUUCGAUCGCACGAACUGGCACCCUCACGCUCUCGGCUCCUCUGCAUCUGUUCCCGAACUCUCCACGUGGCAUCCCGGGAAUCAUGGGGUCGGUGCUAACGCCGCCUCGAACAGCCGGUUCGCCUCGUACGCACUCAAUCCGGUGUAUGAAGGCUCGGCUCCUGCCCGGACCAGGCCAGGCUCGGGCCGAACCUGGAGCCUCAUGGAGGAGGUGGAAGGGUCGGAGGACGACCCGGAACACGUGUCCGGUGGUGGUUCGUGGGACAGCGGGCGGAGAGCGCGACCGGAUUAUAGCAGUGGGUUGCCAGUAAAGGGUAGAACUACAACCGUAGCAGCGAUGGGGUAUGCCGGAGGGGUGGAGUACGGUGCGAGGAGCAGCAGUUGCGGUCAGCUGCCAGGGGUAGAGGAAUCGACGCCUUUGGAUAAUCACAACGGCAACAGCAACAACUUUACCAACAAAAUUAUCAACGGCGGCAACAGCAGCAGCAAUUCUCAAUACGGCCAUACAGGAUUCGUGUUCACAGCCAGUCGGCCAGACGAGCACGCAGGUUUAGGGGCUCGCGGGGGGCUUGCGAGUAGUGCGCAUGGGCGACAGGCUAAAGGGUGGGGUCCCAGCUCGUUAGGCAGCGCAGCAGCAGCAGCAGCAGGAGGAGGAGCAGGAGGAGGAGGGCCGGGGCGGGGAGCGGGCGAAGCGAGGUCUCUGCCUCUCCGGUGGGCGGGGGACGGGUUCUUAGAGACGGUCCGCGAGCAUGAGAGCUUUGUGCACAGGCCCUCAGUCGGGGGGGCCGUUGCUGAAGCGGCUGACUUGAAAGCUGCUGACGCCAAGGCUGGUAAUGCCGAGGCGGAGAGGCCUUGGUUUCCUGGCGCAUCCGGAGAGACCAUACCUGUAGAAAGCGGGGGUGCGUUUCCUGGAGCACCUCCUAUGAGUGUAGGACCGUUUCUGACGCAAAGCGGGGGGUUGUUUUCAGGUCUUUCGGUGCAGGAGCAGCAGCGGUGGGCGCUUCCGGAUUCGGAGAUGGGAUGGGGGGACGCUGGUGGCGCUCGGGCGGAGGAAGCGGGGAGGGCGGGAGGCGGAAGAGGGGAUAGCGGGGCGGGGGUAAGGGAUGACGGGGCAGACGUGGAGUUCGCUGAUUGGCUGAUGGUUCCUGGGGAAGGGGAAGAGGAGAUUCCGGGUGACUUAUUAGGGGGAGGGGGAGGUCAGUGUGGGCCUAAUACCCGUGUGGCAGACGGUCAUGAAUAUGGGCAAGUAGGGGAUGCUGUUGAUUUUCGUGAUGCUGGUGCUGUUUCUGCUGGUGAUGCUUCUAUCGGGAAUGUUUCUGGUGGUGCUGUUUCUGGUGGUGCUUCUGGUGCUGCUUCUGGCGGCGCUGUUUCUGGUGGUGCUGUUUCUGGCGUUGCGGAGUGCACAGCAGAGGGAGCGCGAGGACAGGGAGACGGCUUCAGUGUGCACGACGGGGAAGCUUGUAUGGGGGAUGGGGGGUCGGCUCAGGAGGGGGAGGGAGCAUUAGGGCGCGAGGGGGGCGGGGAGUGGACAGUGGAGCGAGAAGGAGAGGAAGGAGACGUGCUGUCGGAGUGCCCUAGCCUGCCUGACGACCUCGCCUGGUGCUCCUGGCCGGGCUGUGAAGACGUGGCUACAGCUCGACGCCCUGCUCACAACCCACCCCGUGCGUCCGCGCAUGCACCCUUUCAUGACCUUUCACAAACGGAAGCAGGAGCUGCCGCAGCAGGAGCAGGUACUGGAGAGUCAAGAGGUGGUGCUGGUAGUUCUCCUGCUGCAGGUGGUAUAGUAUCUGGCGUGGUCGGGGGUCCAGCCCCGCUGUGCCGUGGGCACCAGGCGCUGACGUCAGAUAAGAGGGUGAGGGGCGGGUGCCUUAUGAGCGUGCUACAGUCGGGCGCAGCUGUGCAGCUGGCUCAUGCAGGCCACGUGGACGCGGAUGUAGCGGGAAUGGGGCACACAACUGUGCAGCUGGCCGAUGAGGUUGAUGAGAAGGAGACUUCUGCAAAUGACGAUGAUGAUGGCAAUGGUGACGAUGACGUGGCUGACGGUGCUGCUGACGUGGCAGCCCUGGAGCUUAAUACGGACACAGAUGCUGAUUUCAGCGCCUUCGCUGCCCCCUUUGCGUCUGGUCCCUUUGCUGCUAGUCCGUUUGUCAGUGGGUUUAAUGGGCUCGGCCACCCUGGGGGGCACAUGCUACUAGAGGAGCCCUCGUUUGACCUCGACUUUGCAGCCUUCUGGGGGUUUGGAACAGCGCCGGAAGACGCAGCUGGGGUGACUGCAGUGGGUGUGACUGUUGCGGGUGUUCCAGGGGCGGAGGGUGCAGUAGCGGAAGCAGCAGGGGCUGGAGAGAAGAGCGCGGGGGCGGAACCUUUAGAUGGAGUGAGGGAGGCGGAAGCGGAGGGAGCCGUUGCAAGAACAGCAGGGAGGGAUGGAGAUGGGGCAGCGGAAGGGCAAGGGGCGGAAGGGGAAGGGGAGGGGGAGGGGGAGGGAGAGGGAGAAGGGGAGAACGAGGCGAUGGACUGUGAUAUGAUGUUCAUGUCAUGGGGUAUGCCGCACAUGCCCCCUGCCCAGCAGCCCAAGGCUGCAUCCCAGCAGAACAAGCCUCAAAGUUCCGGGGUUAAGCUGGGAUGUAAGCAGCCCAGUACGCUUAAAUCCGCCCAGGAGAAAGCGCAGGUUGAGAAGCAGGGCAAGGCAGAACAGGUGGAGGUUAAUCAGGCGCAGGUGCAGCCCAGGGCCCCUAAGGUGUUAGCUCAGGUGCCCGAUCCAGAUGUUGGGACCCUCACUGCUGCCAGUGCCGGCGCUGGUGAUUCCUCUGCUGCUACUGCUGGUGGCGGUGACAGCUGUAAGGUCGUUGCGCCUACUGCUGCCGAGCAGCCCCUGAAGCAGGAGCGGCCAGGGAAGCCAAGCAGGCCUGCUGCUCGAGAUAUCCCAACGCGAAAGAGAGCAGCCAUGUCAUCAGCCAUCACUGAGCCUCGCCCCUCCACCAGCAGUCCCAUGCCUUCCCUUUCCAACUGCUCCCACACCCCCAUCCUCCCCUCCCACUCCUUGGGUACCCUUCCCGCCUCGCGCACCUCCCCUCCUCUGCACCGCUCUACAUCCGCCUCCACCCCUUACCCGCCAGCCUCAGCAGCACUGACUGUCAGCGCCCCCCUGAAAAGAACCGCCACACACGCAGGCCCGUCACUGGCCCGCGCUAUACCCUCUAAGAGGCUCUCCAGUUCUCGUUAUAAGGGCCCGGGAGGAGCAUCAGCUGCGUUUGGUGCGCCUGGGAAUCCGUUUGGCGUGUCUCCAUCCCCCCCUGGGCAUUCCAGUGUGUUCUCCCAUCUGUCCACGUCAGCACCGCCUGCCUCAGCUUUCCCGCCUCACAUGUAUGCAAUGUCGUCUGUAGCACAUCCGUCUGUGGCACAUCAGUCCGUAGCGCAUCAGUCCUUAGCGAAUCACUCUCUUGGCAUGAGCAUGCGCAUGGGCAUGGGCAUGGGAAAUGUUAGUGCCACACACCAUGGGGCCUAUGGCGCUGCUGCUGGCGGUUAUGCCACAGCGGGAGGUUAUGCUCCUGCUUUUGCAGCUGCUGCUGCUGCUUCUGCUGCUGCUGCUUCUGGAGGGUACAAUGCACAUAUGGCCCUGCACAGACAUCCCCAUGCUCCUUCCAGCUUCCACGGCUUGUCAUAUCUCGCCCACUCGCCCCCAACCACUGCCCACUCCUUCCUCUCCCACUCACCCCCCACACCACACUCCUUCCACCACCAACACCACCCAAGCCACUCCCUGCCUUCUAUUCAUAACGAGCAAAUGCAAGGAUUGCUUCAGGAAAAGGGCCGCCGAAUUCGCCCCCGUGCCGACCCAGCUGCCACUAUCGGGUUUGCUUAUAAAGACGCUGUUUCCGUGCCGGAGGCUGCUGCUUCCGAGGCAGGUGUGGGAGGUUCGGCUGCUGCUGCUGCAGGUUCGGCGGACGAGGGGCUGGGUUCGAAGGGGCUUGGCACUCGCAUCAAUUCGUCUGCUAGUCUUUGUACUGGCGGUGCCUCUUUGCCUAAGGACAAGGGGAAAGGCAGACCUGGUGAAGGUAGAAUAGGGGGAGGUGGAUCGGAGAAACGGGUUGAAACAGCAGCAAUGGGGGGGAGGAGGGCUGGUCUAGAGGCGGCAGUCUCUGCAGCAACAGCAACUGCAUCAGAAUCUGCACUAGCAGCAGCUGGUGAUGUGAACCGUAUUCCACCCAUGGUGCUGGUACCUUCGUCCAUGCGUGGUGACGAAGAGGCUUGUAUGGGGGAUGCGUCUGGGGUAGCUGGGAGUGGUGGUGCUGCUGUCAGUAGUGCUGUGAGUAUGCAGGUGGAGGGAGAGGUGGAGAAGGGGAAGGGGGACGAAGGGGCAGAGCAAGGGGUAGCUACAGCAGCUAGUGGUGGUGCUGCUGCUGUCAGUAGUGCUGUGAGUCCCUACGGCUUCCUUUCUUCUGCUAGCGUGACUCCUGGAGCAGGGUUCCUGCCAGGGUCUCUAGGAGCAGCAGGGGGGAUGUCAGGUGGAUUUUCAGGUGGUCAGCCAGGUGUUUUCUCAGGUGGUUUCUUCCAUGGGAGGGUUCCUGGGUCUGUUGCAGCACCUGAGCGCAUGCACCUGAUGAUGGCCGGUGGGCAUGGGGCAGUGCGCCAGAUUUCUCCUGGGAUGGGUCAGGUGGUCGGUCAGGUGCCUGCAACAAUGGUUCAGGUGUCUGGCGGAAUGAUAUCUGGGGUUUCACCUGGAGGCACAGCUUCCCUGCACCAACCACACCACCCUCUGCACCACCUGUACCACCCGCACAUCCCACACCAUCCUCAGCAGCACUUGGUGGGAUUCGCACCUGCAGGUGCAGCUGGGGUGUCAGGCGGGAGAAUGGGCAUGUAUGGGAUGGCAGGGGGCAGCAUGAGUGUUAGCAUGAGCAGUGGGGGCAGCAGCAUUGCGAGUGGAGCAGGAGCGGGUGGAAUGGCAGGGACAGGGGGGCAGGCAGGAGGUGCAGGGACAGGAGGGGUGGGAGGAGGGGCAGGAGGAGGGGGAGGAGUUGGAGUGGGAGGAGUGGGAGGAGGAGUGGGGGCAGGGGGAGCGUGGGUAGUGCUGCCGCCCUGCCACCCCAUACGGCCCAAAAGUAGCACCUCAGGAAUAGCGGUGACUGCAGCAGGUGGGGGGAAAAUGGGCAUGGGGAGUGCUGCUGCCACUACCCCAUGCCUGGGCACCCGCCCAUCCACUUCAAUGGGGGCAUCAUGGGCGGCCCCGUAUGGGGGUGGUGGGAGCAGUGGGGAGGGGAGAAAAGCGGCGACUGUAGCAGGUGGAACUGUGGCUGUAGCAGCAGGGACAGGGGCUGCUGUUUUUGAGGCGCCUUCAAAGUAG
Closterium sp. Naga37s-1 is the source of this 5349-nucleotide messenger RNA. Lineage: Eukaryota; Viridiplantae; Streptophyta; Zygnematophyceae; Desmidiales; Closteriaceae. The record is from the annotation of a GenBank genome assembly.